GCCUGUACGUCACAUGACUUCUACGCGAGUUUCGGUAAACUGAUUUCCCGACUUCCUGUUUUGAGCAUGCAAUAUCACCGGUGACUUGUAUGUGGAUACAUUUACGAGAAUGGCGUCAGUGCCAAAUGGUGUGGAGAAGCACGCCCAGCGCAAUAAUUCAGAGGCACAUUUUCUUAGCAAAGAGGCCGUAUGGAGACAAUUUCAGCAAUAUGUAGUCGCUUUAAGGCCAUGGUCGUUUACGGCUUCAUUUACGCCAGUAGCUCUUGGCAGCACAUUGGCUUAUAAAACAUCGGAGGAGUUUAGCCUGUCAGUUUUCAUCAUCACCUGUUUGACAGCUCUGUCUGUACAUGCAGCCGGUAACCUUGUGAACACCUAUUUUGAUUACGUGAGAGGAAUUGACAAGAAAGUCAAUAGUGAUGACAGAACUCUGGUAGAUAUGAUCCUCACACCCGAUGACGUCGCCACACUAGGUGGUGUGUUUUAUAUAUUUGGAUGUAUGGGAUUCUUUAUUCUAACUCUCAUUUCUCCAGCAAGAAUGGAACAUUUAGCAUUGAUAUACUUUGGAGGACUCUCUAGCAGUUUCCUGUAUACUGGAGGAUUAGGACUAAAAUAUAUAGCACUUGGUGACAUUUUGAUCAUGCUUACUUUUGGACCAUUGACAGUGAUAUUUUCGUACUUAUCACAGACUGGGUACCUCUCCUUAGUUCCUAUGUUAUAUGCCUUUCCACUCGCAUUGAACACAGAAGCCAUAUUGCACUGUAACAAUACACGAGACAUGAUAUCUGACAAAAAAGCUGGCAUUGUAACUCUUGCCAUUUUAUUAGGAAAGACAGGAUCAUACCUUUUAUAUGUUGUGUUGGUGUUUGCACCAUACACAAUUUUUUGCCUAAUGGGAAUUCAUUGUUCAAAGUGGAUGUUUCUACCAGUGCUGACAAUAUUUAUGGCUUUCCAAGAAGAUCGAAAGUUUCGUCAAGGAAUCUACAACCCAAAAAAUACUGCCAAACUGAACUUGAUCCUAGGCUUAUUAUACAUAUUAGGAUGUGCUUUAUCUGACAGACUUUCAUUUAAAUCAUUGCUAUAAGGAUGUUUUAGGUUGGAAUCAAUAUACCUUUCCUUUUGAUUUGUGCGACAAUCAAUUAUAUGGAUGUAAAUAUACAAUUCUGCAAAGCUCUUUUGCAUAAAAUAAACUUUUAAAUUAAUUGACAACUAGUAUUUAAGUCUUUAUUCUUCUCCCUCUAGAACUUUUAAAAAACAAGCUAAUUUAAGAACAUAAAAGAAAUUUUAAAGAAUACAGUAGGAAUUGCAGAUAUGUACUUAGUGUUAAUAUCCUGAGUAUUAAUGAUAAUGUAGGCAAAUACAUGAAAUUCUACAGCAUUCAUUUUUAGUGGAAACAAUUUAUAACCAUUGAACUAGGUGUGCAGAUUUCUGAACCAUGGAAGGAGUGAAUGUUGUAUUAAAUGCAUUAUUUAUCUGAUCAUCUCCAUUAAGACACAUUCCCAAAUAAUUUUCUUACAAUAUCAUAAUCUAUUUUUCAGAGUGAAAUUUUAUUUUUGUAAAUUAUUGAAGCCUCAUGGAUAAUGCUGUAAGGCAAUAAACUUUCAGAAGAUUAGGUUUAAUUAGUAAGGCCAAGUAAACAAUGUGAUUGUUUCCACUGUGACAUGUUUGAUAGAAUUGGGGUAAGUUGGCAGAUAAACCUUAUAUUCUAGAUGUUGAUGUGUUCCAUUGGGUUUUUUUUUUUUUUUAAUGUUUUGUGAACAAUUAUAUGUAUCUGUGAAAGAUUCCUGUCCAUCAAUAAAAACCAGGACAUUGGUUCUCUUGUCCCUUUUUUAUAAGCCAAUCAAAAAUAUAAAUGUAAUG
This is a messenger RNA of Ylistrum balloti, 1857 nucleotides long. Its product is annotated as ubiA prenyltransferase domain-containing protein 1 homolog. Gene Ontology annotation, molecular function: prenyltransferase activity. Gene Ontology annotation, biological process: menaquinone biosynthetic process; vitamin K biosynthetic process. NCBI's taxonomy places the organism in Eukaryota, Metazoa, Mollusca, Bivalvia, Pectinida, Pectinidae. The coding region runs from base 110 to 1081 and encodes 323 amino acids. The record is from RefSeq and is a predicted model, not a curated record. Gene Ontology annotation, cellular component: Golgi membrane; endoplasmic reticulum. The transcript has a single exon.